Pecten maximus is the source of this 2942-nucleotide messenger RNA. Its product is annotated as retinol dehydrogenase 14-like. The transcript has 8 exons. Bases 99 to 1124 code for a protein of 341 amino acids. Lineage: Eukaryota; Metazoa; Mollusca; Bivalvia; Pectinida; Pectinidae. The record is from RefSeq and is a predicted model, not a curated record.
CGCACUCCAAUCUGUAUCAAUCCGGGGACUUGUUCACGUAGGCAUUAGCUGGUAUACACAGUCACGGCGAAGAUACUAGUUAACUGGAACUACUAGACAUGGGAGGACAACUUACAUUUCCACGGGUUACUAUCCCUACCAGUCGAGUGCACAUUAUUACUGGCUCCAAUACUGGUAUCGGCUAUGAGACGGCAAAAUGGAUAGCCAUGUUAGGAGGGACUGUCAUAAUGGCGUGCCGGUCGAAGACCAGAGCAGAAGAGGCGAUUGGCCGAAUGAAGAAGGAGUAUGAACAGGAAAAAACUAAAGGCUCACUUGGAGGUCUCGAAAACUCUAUGCAACUUAGUGUGUUCUUCAUGAAGCUAGACUGUAGCUCUCUCAAAUCAACCAUGGAAUUUAUUGAUGAAUUCAAGAAAACUGGUCUCAAACUGCAUGUGCUGAUAUGCAAUGCUGGCGUUGGAAUGCACAAACAGGCUUUUACGGAAGAUGACAACGAAAUCCACUUUCAGGUGAACUAUCUAAGCCACUUCCUGAUCGCGGCACACCUACUUCCGCUUAUGAAGCGAUCGGGAGAUGAUUGUCGAAUUGUCCUUGUAUCCAGCAUGCUCCAUAGUCUCGCCAAGUUUGAACUGUCAACUAUUCAUGGAAAACAGUGCUCACCGCGUAACUUCGAUAGACUACAGUACUAUGGCCGGUCAAAACUCUACCAGAUUAUGCAGAUGUACAGCAUGAACCGCCGUCUCCGAAGCUCAAACGUCACUGUGACGUCAUUGCAUCCCGGGGUCGUGCGGACAGAACUGGAGAGAAAUUUUAAAGACUUCCCCACUAUGAGGAUGGGGAUGUUUAUGGCAAAACUGAUAGGAUACUCGGUAACCCCAUUUGAAGGAGCACAGACGACCUUAAACGCUGCGAUUAACCCUGAUUUUGCCGGAGUCAGGGAUGUUUACUUUGUCAAGUGCCGAGGAGAAUGUCCGGCAGAAGCUGCAAGGAACGUUGCCUACCAGGAAUCAUUGUGGCAGUACACACUCGAUAGUCUCGAUUGUUACCUCACGGACGACGUCAAGAGUGAGCUGAACGGCAAUCUAAAGAGCAACUUGCAUAGAGGUUCUGUGCGAUGGUCGUCAUAGACACUAACGGUUACCCUGGCUACCCCUGCAACCAAAGACAUGAAAAUGCAUGACCAAACCCGUGAUCAAGGCAAGCACGCGAUCAUUACACACGACGAGCUAUACGACUUUGUAAAUAUCGUGAUAGUCCAAAUCACCAAUACCUUACACGACCUAUAUUGCAUGCUAACAAAAUACCAAGUCAAUAUUGUUAUCAAUGACAAGGUUGGUAAGGUCGACAUAAGUAUGUGACAACAUAUAUCUAACAUACGUGUACGUAAAACACUCACAGUCAACAUCUAUAUUGUAUAUAUGUGGUAUUUUACUGUAUACUAUAUCUCUCCAUACGUAUAUGUUAUCAUGCUACAUCACCUUAAUAUAGAUAUGUUUUGAACGUGUCGUUGAGCUGCCAUUGUCAUGACAGGAUUUUGCUCUAAAACAGUGCAUUCAUUCUUGCGUUUUCGGGGCACGGUAAAUUAUACCGAUUGCUACUAUUUUAGCAAGAAUGCUUUCGAUCGUUCAAGAUGAGAAAUUUCUCCAGAAAUAAAAAUGAAUGAUUUCCGAAGAGAUUAUUCAAGAACAUUAUUCAAGAACACUGUGAGCGUGUACCGGUGCUGCCAUCUUGCGAGCGAAACACGUAUAUGACUUUACCGAGAACAUUUGAUCUGUUUGUUAUGGAAAAUUGGAUUUUUUAGGAAAUGCACGUGUAUACGGGAGUGACCGUUAGGACAUUAUAAGCACGUUAAUCCAACAGGUGUAUUAAUUACAUGUGUCGAUAGCAAUGAUUUUUACCCUGAAAGAGUGGUUGGGUCUAGCUGUAGAUGUGUGAUUCGGUUACUCUACAUGAGUGAAUGGGUCUAGUUUCGAAGAUAUGUGGCCCUGUUGCCCUACAAGAGUGGUUGGUUAUUGGUGAAGGUGGAACCCGAUUACCCAACAGAAGUGGUUGGGUCUAGCUGAAUAUCUGUGGCCCGGUUACCCAACAGAAGUGAUCGGGCCUAUCUGAAUAUCUGUGGCCCGGUUACCCUACAGGAGUGGUCGGGUUUUAAAAGUUGAAGAUUUGUGACCCAGUUACCCUACAGACGUGAUCGGGUCUAUCUGAAGAUAUGUGGCCAUGUUACCCUACAAGAAUAGUUAGUGCUAGUUGAAGAUGUGUGACCCGGUUACCCUACAGAAGUGGUUGGGUCUAGUUGAAGAUGUGUGACCCGGUUACCCUACAGAAGUGGUUGGGUCUAGUUGAAGAUGUGUGACCCGGUUACCCUACAGAAGUGGUUGGGUCUAGUUGAAGAUAUGUGAUCCGGUUACCCUAAAGGAGUGGUUGGGUCUGGAUGAAGAUAUGUGACCCUGUUGCCCUACAAGAGUGGUUGGUUCUAGCUGAAGAUGUUUGACCCAGUUACCUUACAGAGGUGGUAGGGUCUAGCUGAAGAUGUGGGACCCAGUUACCACAGAAGUGGUCUAGCUGAUGAUGCACCCUUGGUUGCUCUAAUGCCUUUGUUUGCCACUUGUACGUAUAAAGACAUGCUAAUUGUAAUAUUACCGGAUUUAUAUGGUUAUUUCUUCAUGUUUUGUUGUACCUUUCGUUGUAUUUGAUCUGCAAAGGCAUUACUAUUAAAUUAUUUCCGGAUUUAUUGUUUAUCUUAAUCGUCUGUUUUUCUUGCUAUAAUUAGCUUCAUACGGUAGACUGCCUUAGUCUUAAUUAAUGAUAGACGUUUAAUGCCUGUACAGUUUGCUAUCUUUAUUCAGAGACUUAUCGAAUUAUUACACUCUGCUAAAUUGUACAUCGUUAUGAGAGUAAUGACUGUAAGCUUAUUGUAUCAUUAAAUUUCUUUAUUAAAUUUGAAA